This is a messenger RNA of Diaporthe citri, 1023 nucleotides long. RefSeq lists its product as uncharacterized. Gene Ontology annotation, molecular function: ATP binding; protein serine/threonine kinase activity. The transcript has 2 exons. Gene Ontology annotation, biological process: protein phosphorylation; intracellular signal transduction. Bases 1 to 1023 code for a protein of 340 amino acids. NCBI's taxonomy places the organism in Eukaryota, Fungi, Ascomycota, Sordariomycetes, Diaporthales, Diaporthaceae. The record is from RefSeq and is a predicted model, not a curated record. Gene Ontology annotation, cellular component: nucleus; cytoplasm.
AUGGGCGGAUACGCCAAGGUCUGGCUGUGCCGUGACCUUGCCGCCCCGACGCCGAAAUAUGUUGCAUUGAAGAUUCUUAUGGCCGAGGCUUCUACGGAAGACUGUCGUGAGCUCAUGUGCGCAGAACAGCUCAAGAGUACUAUGGUUGCCGAAGAGACACGACCCAUUUGUGCACCUCUGCGGCAAUUUGGAACGGAUAGGCCGAACGGUUCACACUUAUGUUUUGUGUACCCUGUCUUGGGACCUAAGGUGUUCUCUGGCUUGUUGGGCUUCUCCAAGGAUCUCGACACAGCCUUGAGGGGAGUUUGCCACGAAAUUGCAAAGGCUAUGGCGUUGUUACACGCGCUGGGCAUAUGCCAUGGAGGUCUGGAAGACUUGCCCGAGGAGAAGGUACUCGAAGUUCUUGGGAAACCGCAAACCACCGCCGCAGUGGAAAACACUCGUCAACCGCACCAACUUUCGACGGCACCUCCGUAUCUCGUCUAUCCCGUUUCAUGGCGCUCAGUCGACAAGCACUAUUUCAGCAACACACCCUGUGUCACGGAUUUCGGCGAGGCCUUCAAAUGCACCGACCGCUGGGCGCUGGGCUGCACGCUAUUUGAAAUCCGAGCUUUCUCCCCAUUCGAUGACGAUGAUGACUCAUACCUUGACGCGAUGGUUGAGACUUUAGGCAUCAUGCCGGAGCCGUGGUGGUCGACCAUAUGGGAGGGCCGGGCGCAGGUGUACGUGGACGAGCCGGAUGAGCUGGGGCGUGCGGUGCUUGUGCGAGAAGAGGAGCAGCGUGGUAAGGGGGCAAACGCAACCUAUCAUCCGUCUGCGGCUCAAGGUGCGCAUUCACUCCAGGAGAAGCUGACGGCUGGCGUGUGGUAUAUGUCUGAUGAUGCGCCCGAGGCUGCGCACAGAGACAUUCCGCCGGUCGAGGCGAAGCUCUUCGCGGAUCUACUGGGUCAGCUACUGAGAUGGAAGGCUGAGGAGCGAGUGAGUGCUGAAAAGCCACUGAGCCAUAAAUGGUUUCAAUUGUAG